Molecule: messenger RNA, 5719 nt
Organism: Aplysia californica (California sea hare)
Lineage: Eukaryota; Metazoa; Mollusca; Gastropoda; Aplysiida; Aplysiidae
Product: myosin-VIIa
Cellular component (GO): myosin complex; cytoskeleton
Molecular function (GO): ATP binding; protein binding; cytoskeletal motor activity
Source: RefSeq, a predicted model, not a curated record
ACGUACACAGGUUCGAUCCUGGUGGCGGUGAACCCUUACGAGAUCCUGCCCAUCUACACGGCGGAGCAGAUCCAGUUGUACCGGGACCGCAAGAUCGGAGAACUGCCGCCACACAUCUUCGCCAUCGCAGACAACUCUUACAGCAGCAUGAAGCGGUACCAGCACGACCAGUGUGUUAUUAUCAGUGGAGAGUCGGGUGCGGGUAAGACAGAGAGCACCAAGCUGAUCCUACAGUUCCUGGCUGCUGUGUCUGGCCAACACUCCUGGAUAGAACAGCAGAUCCUUGAGGCUAACCCCAUAAUGGAAGCCUUCGGCAACGCCAAAACAAUCCGCAACGACAACUCGAGCCGCUUCGGCAAGUACAUCGACAUCCACUUCAACGAGAAGGGCGUGAUCGAGGGGGCCAAGAUCGAGCAGUACCUGCUGGAGAAGUCUCGCAUCGUGAGCCAGAUGCACGACGAGAGGAACUACCACAUCUUCUACUGCAUGCUGGCCGGACUGUCGGCCGAGGAGAAGGGUAGGCUGGAGGUGCAGGACCCAUGGAAGUACGAGUACUUGAUACAGGGCGGCAGCAUAGAGUGUGAAGGUCGCGACGACAUCAAGGACUUUGCCGACAUCCGCUCAGCCAUGAAGGUGCUCAUGUUCAACGACUCGGAGAUGUGGGAGAUUCUCAAAAUCCUGGCCGCCCUGCUCCAUCUAGGCAACGUCAAGUAUAACGAGAUUGAAUUGGACAACAUAGAAGCCACAGAAAUCCAGGACAUUUCUUACAUCAACAAAGUUGCCAGACAGUUAGAAGUGGAUGCUCAAGACCUGAUCGACGCGCUUACCACAAAGACCAUCUUCGCCAAGGGGGAGAGCGUGACCUACACGCUGAACAAGGGCAACGCGCUGGACGUGAGGGACGCGUUUGUCAAGGGCAUCUACGGCCGCAUGUUUGUGUGGAUCGUGGAGAAGAUCAACCAGGCCAUCUACAAGCCCAAGGCCGGCGGGGGACACUACAGGAAGUCCAUUGGCGUCCUCGACAUCUUCGGAUUUGAGAACUUUGACAAGAACAGUUUUGAGCAGUUGUGCAUCAACUACGCCAACGAGAACCUCCAGCAGUUCUUCGUGCGUCACAUCUUCAAGCUGGAGCAGGCCGAGUACAACCUGGAGGGCAUCAGCUGGCAGCACAUCGAGUUCUUGGACAACCAAGACGCACUGGACCUCAUCGCCGCCAAACCCAUGAACAUCAUGGCUCUCGUGGAUGAGGAGAGCAAGUUCCCCAAGGGUACGGAUGAGAGUAUGUUGAACAAGUUGCACCACCACCACGGCUCCAACUCCAACUAUCUGAAGCCUAAGGCGGCCGUGAACCAGAGGUUUGGUCUGAGCCACUUUGCCGGUGUUGUCUUCUACGACUGUCGAGGAUUCCUGGAGAAGAACCGCGACACGUUCAGCAUCGACUUGGUCCAUCUGAUCCAGGCGUCCAAGAGCAAGUUCAUCAACCUUCUCUUCAACACUGACAUAAGCAUGCAAUUUGACAGAGAGCUGUGCUGCAAACAGCUCCGGUACUCAGGCAUGAUGGAGACAAUCCGCAUCCGUCGGGCCGGCUAUCCCAUCCGCCAUCACUUUGCCGAGUUUGUGGAUCGCUACCGGAUGUUGGUGGAUGGCAUCGGUCCGUCUCACCGCGAGGAUUGCCACAGGGCCUCGGAGAAGAUCUGCACGGCCGUGCUGAAGAACACAGACUACCAGCUGGGAAAGACGAAAGUGUUCCUUAAGGAUGCCCAAGACUCCUACCUGGAGUCGCAGCGAGAGCUGACCUUGACAAAGAAGAUUCUGGUGAUUCAGAAGAUGGUUCGCUCGUGGCACUUCCGCCGCAGGUUCCUGAAGAUGAGGAAAUGUAUCGUGACGGUUCAGUCGACGCUGAGGGCUUACGAGGAGAGGAAGAGGUUCCUGGUGAUGAAGCAAGGCUACAUGAGGCUACAGGCCAUGAUCAGGUCGCGUAUCCUGACGGCCCGGUUCAACGUGAUCCGAGGGUGGGCCCUGAACGUGCAGCGGUUCUGCCGAGGCUACCUGGUGCGUCAGUGGGUACAGAAGCGGAUGUUGGCCGUGGUACAGAUCCAGGCGUCUGUCCGCACACUCCUGGCACAGAAGAAACUGCGCAGGCUGAGGAUAGAGUACGAGAUGAAGAUGGAAGCGGAGAGAAUAAGGAAGGAGGAGGAGGCAGCGCUGAAGAAAAAGAUGAACGCCAAAAAAGCGAAAGAAGAGGCUGACCGUCAUCAUGUGGCUCGCCUCCAAGCCAUCGAGCGAGAGGUGGAGGAGAAAGAACAGAUCCAGAGGAUGGAGGCGCAGCAGAAGAAGACGCAGGCUGAGGAUGCAGAGAGGAGGCUCAACGACCCCGUCAACGACUCCAAGCUGCUUCGCCCGUACCUGCUCAACUUCAUCCGUGGUGGGCCCCCGGGCUAUGCCCCGUACUGUGAGGACCACCUCAGACGUACGUUUGCCAACGGUGCCAGGAACCAGCCUCCCAGCUGGCUGGAGCUGCAGGCCACCAAGUCAAAAAAGCCGGUGAUCCUGCCCAUCACGUUCAUGGACUCGAACUCCAAGACCCUCUUUGCAGACUCGGCCACCACGGCGCGGGAACUGUGCCAGCAGCUCUCCGACAAGAUCGGCCUCAAGGACCAGUUUGGCUUCUCCCUCUACAUCGCUCUCUUUGACAAGGUGUCGUCUCUGGGUAGCGGCGGAGACCACGUGAUGGACGCCAUCUCCCAGUGUGAGCAGUACGCCAAGGAGCAAGGGGCACAGGAGCGCAACGCCCCCUGGAGGCUGUUUUUCCGCAAGGAGAUCUUUGCUCCAUGGCACGAGCCUAAGGAGGAUCCUGUAGCUACACACUUGAUCUUCCAACAGGUCGUGCGAGGAAUCAAAUUUGGAGAAUACCGUUGUGACAAGGAUGAGGACCUCGCCAUGAUCUCGGCCCAGCAGUACUUCAUCGAGUACGGCACUGACGUAGAGCCGGCGCGCCUGCAGACGCUGCUCUCCUCGUACGUGCCUGACUCGUACCUGCAGAAAGGCAACGCCGUCAACUGGUGGAUGAACAGCAUCAUCAACAAACUGCACUCCGACUACUUCAGAAACAAGCAGAUUGAGCCCGUCAAGGUGAAAGAGGACAUAGUGAGCUACGCCAAGUACAAGUGGCCGCUGCUGUUCUCGCGCUUCUACGAGGCUUACAAGUUCUCUGGGCCCAGCCUGCCCAAGAACGACGUUAUUAUCGCGGUGAACUGGACGGGCGUGUACGUCGUUGACGACCAGGAGGCUGUGCUGCUGGAGUUGUCCUUCCCUGAGAUCACGGCCGUCUCCAGUUCGAGAACGGGCAAAAUGCACGGUCAGAGCUUCACGCUAGCCACGGUGAAGGGAGAUGAGUACACGUUCACUUCGCCCAACGCCGAGGAUAUCCGUGACCUUGUGGUGACCUUCCUGGAGGGUCUGAAGAAGCGGUCAAAGUUCGUCAUUGCCAUACAGAAUUACGAGAACCUAUCGGACCCGUCGAUCCUGAGCCUGAAGAAGGGCGACCUGAUCAUCCUUGACCUUGACAACGGUGAGACGGUCAUGAACUCUGGCUGGUGCGCGGGUCAACACGUCAACACCCAGAAGAAGGGAUCCUUCCCUGCCGAGUGCGUCUAUGUCCUGCCCACCAUCACACGGCCCCCGCCAGAGAUAUUGAACCUGUUUAUGCAGUCGGGCUCACUCAACGACCAGUUCCAGGCAGAGGAGGAUGUGCCCAGGGAGUCCAAGUCUGCUGUGUUACACACGCUGGAGCAGUACUCUUACGACCACUUCAGCCAUCCUGAAGUACAUGGGAGACCACCCCAGCAGACGUAGCCGCGUGGCCAACGAGUUCACCGACCAGAUCUUUGGCAGCCCCAUCAAUAAUGAAAUCUUGCGAGAUGAGGUGUAUUGUCAGAUCAUGAAGCAACUCACCGAUAACAGACACGAAGUGAGCCUGAAGCACGGCUGGGAGCUGAUGUGGCUGGCCACGGGCUGUUUCCCGCCCAGCACCAACCUGCUGAAGGAGCUGAUGGCCUUCCUGCGCUCUCGCUCACGCAGCAACAACCUGGCCGAUGACUGCCUCAACCGGCUGCAGAAGUGCCUCAGGAAUGGCGUGCGCAAGUACCCCCCUCACCAGGUAGAGGUGGAGGCCAUACAGCACCAGACCACACAGAUCCUGCACAAGGUCUACUUCCCCGACGACUCGGACCAGGGUUUUGAGGUGGAGUCGAGCACACGAGCCAAAGAUUUCUGCCAGAACAUCGCCAACUCGCUGGGCCUGAAGUCGGCCGAAGGAUUCAGCCUGUUUGUCAAGAUUGUGGACAAAGUGAUCAGCGUGCCAGAGGGAGACUUUUUCUUCGACUUUGUGCGUCAUCUGACUGACUGGAUCCGCAAGGCGAGAUCUGUCCGAGAAAAUGCCCCACCACCCUCCUUCACCUACCAAGUGUUUUUUAUGAAGAAGCUUUGGAUCAAGACCGUCCCCGGCCGAGACAUCAACGCUGACCUCAUUUUCCACUACCACCAGGCCAUUGUGGCAGCCUACAACAGAGACGCGGGCAAAAGUCCCGGAGAUGCCAAGGUCGCCUUCCUCAUGAUCAUUCACCAGUGGCCGACGUUUGGCUCGGCUUUCUUUGAUGUCAAGCAAACCACGGAGCCCAACUACCCCGAGAACUUGCUUAUCGCCAUCAACAAGAAUGGCGUGAACCUUAUACACCCGCAGACCAAGGAGUUACUGGCCACCCACAUGUUCUCCAAGAUCUCCAACUGGAGCAGCGGCAACACCUACUUCCACAUGACCAUCGGCAACCUGGUCAAGGGCAGCAAACUCUUGUGUGAAACCUCCAUGGGCUACAAGAUGGACGACCUCUUGACCUCGUACAUCAGUCUGAUGCUGAACAACCUGAACAGGCAGAAGAGGGCUUAAAAGAUCCACGUUGGUGGGACACAGCACUGGAGGCGCUCGCUCACUCUCUAUCUACCAUCUCUCUCUAUCUACCACCUCCCUCUUUCUCUCUCUCUCUCUUUCCCUCCCCCACACUCCUGUCUCUCUCUAUCACGAUGAUCUAACAUUGAGGUGAGAGAGACUUGGGGAAAACAAACUGUCUGGUUGCCAGAAUAAACAAGACUGAAGUGGACGCGAGAAGUAACAGACAAAUUUGUCCUGAAAAGUUACGUUUUUGUGCCAAGUUACAUCGCUGGAUCCAGAACAACAGGACUACUAACAUCAAUGAAGGUCUGUGUGUUUUUCCCCCCCAUAUUUUCUGUUGUUUUAUCUUUUGACACUGUGAUGUGGGCGUCACAUAUAUUGGUUACAAAGAAAAUCAUGAAUUUUUGAGUAAUUCUUUCAGCAGUGUCUUUUUUUUUUUUUUUUUGGGUGGAUGUGGGCGUCACAGAUAUUGACUACAAAAAAAGUCUUAUUUGAGCCAUCUCUCAGUGUUCAUCAGUGCUCAAUUGGUUCACUCCAUACCACAAUGGGAGGGCCCAACAAUGGAGAUAAAGGCUACGAAAAACUGAUAGAAUGACGUAUUAUAUAUGCAAAACAAAACACCAAAGUGCACAAGUUUUGUGCCAACAACAGUCUGUCUGCCUGCCUGCCCGAAGCUGAUCUUUGAUCUAUCUAUAGAAAUCUUGUUUUGUUCUGUCUCGAGAUUUGUUGGUUUUUUGCAACUGCAAUAAAAGUUCUUAUCUUUAUUCAUGA